Trichophyton benhamiae CBS 112371 is the source of this 843-nucleotide messenger RNA. RefSeq lists its product as uncharacterized. The transcript has 4 exons. Gene Ontology annotation, cellular component: nucleus. Gene Ontology annotation, biological process: positive regulation of transcription by RNA polymerase II; mitotic cell cycle. Gene Ontology annotation, molecular function: DNA-binding transcription factor activity, RNA polymerase II-specific; RNA polymerase II cis-regulatory region sequence-specific DNA binding. The record is from RefSeq and is a predicted model, not a curated record. NCBI's taxonomy places the organism in Eukaryota, Fungi, Ascomycota, Eurotiomycetes, Onygenales, Arthrodermataceae. Bases 1 to 843 code for a protein of 280 amino acids.
AUGGGACCUCCAAUGGCUGGAUCUAAUGCUACUGAGCAGGAUGGCACUACAACUAGUACCGCUCCCGCUCCCGCUCCAGAGGCAGGAGUAAAGAAGAAAGGCCGCACCAAUACACCUUGGACCGCAGAGGAGGAGCAAAGGCUCAAAACGAUGAGAGAUGCUGGCAAUACAUGGAGUGAGAUUGCUAAGACGUUCCCUACCAGAACUGAAGGUAGCGUCAAAAAGCAUUGGUAUAAAGACAUGCACUAUGCGGAAUUUGCAGAAGAUGAGUCCAUAGCUCUACGGGAUGCAAUUAAGGAGUAUGAAUCCAAUAAAUGGAAGGUCAUUGGACAGAAGGUCGGGAAACCAGCGAAGGUAUUCAUAAUUCUUUACAAUUGUCCCCCACCGUCUCAAAAUUUGAUAGAAAAGCCUGUGAGCAAUAUGCCAAGGAACAUUUCAAGAACCUAUAAAUACUCGAUGUCUAAAAAAGCAACCGUCUUGGGAUACCUUUCUGGUCCGUCCGCGACAAAACUCCAACUCCUGGGAUACACCAAGCACGCCCCCUCCCUAGCCCAACCCCCUCUUUUUUUGUUUCUUUUUUAUGGGCAGCCUUCCCUUUCGUUGACACCAAUCGGACUGCCUAGAACCAUGAUGGCAAAUAUUGAAACUCUGCCACCUGGAUUUGAGAGUGAAACGCUCGGAUAUAUGACACAGCUGGGCAUGUUUACCUGGCCAACUCUAAAGCUUGAAAGGGAUGUUACGAUUGGGCCGUCCGUUUUCCUAUAUUACUAUCUUUAUUUUGAUUUCUACAUCUACUUGUUCUCACCGCAGGUUUCUGUCAUUACGUUUACUCUGAUUUUUUAA